AUGUCUGAAGUGCCAUCAGUGAAAAUAAUAUCUUCAUCCAACAACAAUAUUUCUCCUGGAGAGUCUCUGUUGUUGGCGCCAAAACGAAUGAGAGAGGGGAUGAGCAUAAGUGAGGAAAGUGUCAACAAAACUCCGCGGCUUUCAAAUUAUGACUCUCCACACCGAAUGCUUAUGUUAAUCGAUAAGAGAUUUGAGAAGCAAACAGAGCUUUUAAAAUCUCUUUUAUCUGAAACUGAGUCGCGUCUCUUAGCUGUCAUAGAUAAGAGUAUGGCCGACAUCAUGUGCGAGAUAUCAAAAUUAAAUGAAAAAUAUGUGAAACUCAAUGAAAGGGUUGACAAAGUAACAACAGUCGUGGACAAAAUUGAUGACGGUUGGAGGAAACCAAAAGCACUUCGUAACCGCUAUCGACUCUAUUCUGCGAUCGAAGGGCGCAAUACUCAAGAACCACAAGGGGCGUUAAAGAAGUUACCUGAAAUUCAGUAUAGUCAUAGUUUAUCAAUCUCAAAACCAAAGGCAGAUAAAAAGAACGAAUCAAUUAUAAAGAAGAAGGAACCAAUAAAGAAGAAAGAAUCAGAUAAAAAGAAAGAGCCAGAAAAAUCGGCAGAGGCACCGAAGCCACUAGCAUAUGCACAAGGGCCAGCGUAUAUACAACCGCAGCCAUAUAUGCAAGGACAGCCAUACAUACAACCGCAGCCAUAUAUACAAGGGCAGCCAUAUAUACAAGGGCAGGCAUAUACACAAAGGCAGUCAUAUAUUCAACCGCAGUCAGUAACACAACCGCAGCAAUUUAUUCAACCCCAGCCAUAUACACAACCGCAGAUAUAUACCCAGUCGCAGCCACUAACACAAACGCAGUCCUAUAUACAACCACAGUCAUAUAUAUUGCCGCAGCCAUACACACAAGCACAGCCAUAUAUACAACGGCAAACCUUGACACAACCACAACCGCUACAACUAAUACAACCGCAGCCACAAACCGAGCCGCAGCCGCACACAGAACCGGAGCCAAAUACAGAACCUGAGCCACUUACAGAACCGGAGCCAAAUACCGUAUCGCUUCCACAAAUUCCACAACUAUCCCAAUUACCACAAAUACCAGGACUUUCAUCAAAUAAUAAUAUACUAUAUAACGAUGACGAUGACAACGAUUACGAUAACGAUGAUCUGGAUACUGAAAAUCUCCUGCAAAUCGAUAAACCCAAUGAAACAAGUUUAACCAACCAACAACCACGAUUCCGUCAACUUUCUAUACAGCAGAAACGUAACAUGGUGCAUCCUCAGUUCCGUCAACUUUCCAGGCGUACUAAGUCACAAUUCCAUCAAUUUUCUGGUGAGGCCAAUAAUGACACAGAAAUGGGCAGAAGUCUUGAGGGAUCUAAAAGUAGUCCUCGUGAACGCGAAGAAACCAGAGGGGCGCGAAAAUCUAAAAAGAAGCGCCGUUCUUAUAAAAAAGUUCGCAAAGGAAGCAAUAGAGAUACGAAAAAACGCCGCGAUAAGAAGCAUAAACGCCGCAAGACAAUGCGCAGACGACGCAAUAAAAAUCGAAGCAACAAAAAGCGUAGACGUAUAGCUCCCCUCGUACAAGUAGUACGCAAAUAUUAUACAAGACGGCGCAAGGAACCCACUCAAGAAUCUCAUACAUCCAAUGACAGCCAAAGCCAAAAGCUAACGGAAACGGUAAUGGAAACGCAAACUCAAAUUGAACCUUUGGCUCAAAAUGAUGUUUCGUACGAACCCCAAACUCAAUCUUUACCCCAACAUUACGUUCAACCCCAAUAUCAACCCCAGUAUCAUCCAUAUCCGCAACCACAACCACAACCACAACCUCAAAUGCAACCUCUGGCUCAAUAUGAUGUUAAUUCUGCAACUCAAUUGCAACCGUUAGUUGCGAAUCAAGUACAACCCCAAUAUCAAACCCAAAUGCAGACUCCCAUGCAACCUUUAGUAACGAAUAAUGUUAGUCCAGCAUUUCAACCACAACCAUUUGUUCAGACCCAAUUGCAACCCCAGUAUCAAACACAAACCUUAGGCCAGACUCAAAUUCAGCCGCAGUAUCAAAUGCAAUCCACAGCUCAAACCCAAGUUCAACCUCAAGUCCUACAAGUUCAACCCCAAAGCCAAACCCAUAUCCCAAUGCAAGCUCAACCUCAAGUCCUACAAGUUCAAUCCCAAAGCCAAACCCAAAUUCCAAUGCAAGUUCAACCUCAAGUCCUACAAGUUCAACCCCAAAUUCCAAUGCAAGUUCAACCCCAAAGUCAAAUCCACAUUCCACUACAAGUUCAAACUCAACCUCAAAUUCAAACUCAGCAAUCACAAUCACAACCACAGCUGCAACUUCAACUUAUUCCACUAACUCAAAACCAAGUUCAGCCCCAAGUUCAAUCCCAAGUUCAACCACAACUACAACUCCAACUCAUACCCCAACCUCAAAACCAACUUCAAAUUCAACCCGAACUUCAAUCCCAACUUCAACUUCAAGUUCAACCUCAAUUCGAUGUUCAGUCUCAAAUUCCAUUGUCACUUCAACUUCAGCCCCAAAUUCAAGUUCAAUCCCAACUUGAUGGCCAACCUCAACUUCAACUUCAUCUUCCAACUCAACUUCAAGGUCAAUCUCUACUUCAACUACAACCUCAUUUGCCUUUACAAGUUCCAUCGCUUAUUCAACCUCAAGCUCAAUACCUUAUAUCAACUGGCGCAGGUCAAACCCAAGUUGUGCGGCUAAGAAGUUUGGAAGAUGAUCAAACUGUUGAUGAUAGUUUAAUUUUAGGACGCUCUACUCCACAUGACAAAGGGAGAAGACACCAGCGAAGAAGUCGAAAUCAAAAACAUGUAUGA
Molecule: messenger RNA, 2835 nt
Organism: Stomoxys calcitrans (stable fly)
Lineage: Eukaryota; Metazoa; Arthropoda; Insecta; Diptera; Muscidae
Product: transcription factor SPT20 homolog
Exons: 3
Coding region: 1-2835 (944 amino acids)
Source: RefSeq, a predicted model, not a curated record